GCUUCUACUAAAAUGACGUAGGAAGCAAGUGUUGUUUAAGGGUCGUAGAACUAGAGAUCUUUGAAGCAGAUUUACAUUGAUGUGUUUGAAUGAAAGAAAUUAAAAGUUGGCUUACUAAAUAAUAAGCGUGUAAUUUAGCAUGAGUCGACAGACGGCACCAGGGCCUAAGGGGAGGACUCUUCAAGUACCAGCAAUGCCUAACACAGCACUUCCUAUGCAGACAUCAGACCCUGUUUGGGCAGGCCCAAAUAAUGGUAACUCUGACCUUGCUAGUUACUUUGAGUGCCCAGUGUGCUUUGAUUAUGCAUUACCUCCCAUCAUGCAGUGCCAGAGUGGUCACAUAGUAUGUCAGUCAUGUCGGCAAAAGUUGACCAUGUGUCCAACAUGUAGAGGUCCAUUAGGUAAUAUUCGCAAUUUGGCAAUGGAAAAAGUAGCAGCAUCUGUCUUGUUCCCAUGUCGCUACUCAAAUAAUGGGUGCCAGUCAACAUUGCUACACACAGAAAAAAGUGAACAUGAAGACACUUGUGAACACAGACCAUACACCUGUCCAUGUCCUGGAGCAUCUUGCAAGUGGCAGGGUUCAUUAGAACAGGUCAUGCCCCAUCUCAUGCAAUCACAUAAGAGCAUCACCACAUUACAAGGUGAAGAUAUAGUCUUUCUGGCAACAGAUAUCAAUCUUCCUGGAGCUGUAGACUGGGUUAUGAUGCAAUCUUGUUUUGGUCACAAUUUUAUGUUAGUUCUUGAAAAACAGGAGAAGAUAGAUGGCCUUCAAAUGUUCUAUGCUAUUGUCCAACUCAUAGGUACCAGAAAACAAGCUGAAAACUUUAUUUACAGGUUAGAACUUAAUGGCCACAGGCGAAGACUGACAUGGGAAGCUGCCCCCCGUAGUAUUCAUGAUGGCAUACAGUCCGCCAUUGCAAGCAGUGAUUGUCUGGUGUUUGACACAAACAUUGCACAGCUCUUUGCAGAUCACGGGAAUUUGGGCAUCAAUGUCACUAUUACCAUCUGUGACAGGUAGAAAGAUCUGCCCGUGGAAAUCUCUUGCCUUUGUUACCUGUUUUUAGCUCCAGAAUGUAGCUCUAAAAUUGACUCAUCAUUCUCUUGUCAUAUUCACCUUGUCAUAUUGCUUCUACCUGUAGAGUUUGGUCAACAUCAGAUAAUGGCUCAUUGAUUUGUUUCUAAGUAUAACAAAAAUUUCCCUUCGACUAAAAUCAGUAUGAUGGUAUGUGAUUAAAGUAUCAAAGGCUACCUUUAAUAUUUAUGUUUAUGUAAAUUGUGUAGCAGCUACUCCUUGAUUCUGAUAGAGUAUAGCAAUCAAAUUGAUUCAACCUUUAUUUUGCUUUUCAGACCAUACUAGUUAUUUUAGAGAAAGAAAACAAUUGUUUUUGUCAUCUUUCAGCAAAUGUUUUAAAAUGUGAUUAUGUUUUUAGCUUAAAUUUAAGCUGAUGUUUUGUUGUUCAGUUUGCUUACUUGUACAUAAAGGAACUAGUAAAACAUAACUUGAGUUAAGAGACUUCAGAAAGUUUUGUUAGCUAGAACUUUUGGAAAUCCUUGAUCUAAAAAGAAAUGGAAAUAAGAAAAUGCUUUUAAAAAAGAUUACUAGUGCAGUUACAAAUCACUCUGUUUUCAAGAAAUUUGGUGCUGAUCUAUUGUAUAAAAAAUUUACCCAAAUCAUUUUAUAAAAUAACAUGUUUUUUGAGAGCACGUUUUUUCCUCUCCAGUUUUAAUUUUUAAAAUCUGAUGUCUGAAUGGCUGUUUUUAUCAUAAGACCAAUAUUAUUUAUUUCACCUGUUCUAGUUUUGAGCUUAUCUUUGUUAUAACCCACUUUUAGAUUAGAAAAAGUUUUUCUUGUUAUGGAGCGAGCAAUAUUGAAUGUGUUAGCCAUGUUUAACAGACUGGGUAUAGUUAUAACCAGCAUGCUGCUUAAGGAUCUUUAUUAAUAACCUGCAUCAGUGUAUAAGCUGUAGUUGGAUUUUUUUAAUAAACACUCUAAAUAUUGUUUAUGCCAUACAUCUAAAUAAAAACACAUUUCCUAGCCCAAGUAGAAAAAACAACUUAUCACCAGUUAUUUUUUAAGCUAGUAAAUUUUAAAAUAAUUUCUUGUUGACAUUUUGUUCUUCUGGGUCUAUAGUAUAUACAUUUUACCAAGAAGAUUAACAUGAAGAAAUGGGAUCUAAUUUAACAACCUAUUAUUUAAAUCUCAGUAACACUGUAAAAUUUAAAAUUAAGCGAUUUGCUUGCACUUUAGCAGUUUUUAUAUUUCAUUCAAUACUUUCGUUUAUGGUUAUCUCUUAAACUGUGCAUUAUGAAACAAAUGUGGGUGUUUCAUAAAAUAUAAUAUGACCAUCCGAAUCUUAGUUUUAACUUGAUUGCACAAUAAAUAAUUUUUGUUUAGAAUAAGUUCAUUUAAAUUAGUUAAGAAACUUAACAGACAAGUUUGCAGGAAAAAUAUUAGAAUUCUCUGUUUAGUCUGAUUUUCUUAAAAUAUUGGCUAAGUUAAAUUUCUAUUUGAAUUUUUUUUCAGGUAUAUUUUUAAGGCAUUUCAUUUUUAAUCAAGACUAAUUGGCUUUAUUUUCAUUGAAUUUAAGCUAAAUUUGUUGAUACAAAAAAAUACAACUCAUGUAAUUAUUGCUUAAGAACCAUCAUUUAUGUAAAUAGACCAUCAACAAUUUGAGCAUGUCUGUAAACUUUGGAUAUAGAUUAUUAUUCUUUCUCAUUGGAAGAAUCUUUAUAAAAGAGAAGUGUUAAAAGAAAUAUUGAGAGAUUGAACUUUGUUAGAUGAAUGGAUGUGUUAAAUAGGAUAUGAUUAUGUGAGUUUGCUUUGAAAGACUUGCAAAGUUUAAGUGCACCAUUUAAAAACAGCCAAAUAUGUUUGAAUGUGUGAGAAGAGAAUGUGACUUGCUUAAUGGUGGUGGUGGUUUUACCUCGGAUGUCUGUAUUUAUUUUAAGUCAUGUAUUCAUGGCUUUGCUAAGUCUCAUUAAUAUUACACUCAAUGGGAUCAAGAUUCAGACCGAGGUGCCUUCAAGAGUUUUUCUAUAGUGCAAUAUUGGGAUACAGUAAAUCUGUUUAAUUUCUUUUUAGAUUUUGGUUUAGUAGUCGCUAACAUUUUAAUGGGGAUGGGAAUCGAUUUUUUUAUAACAAAAAAUAGUUUCUGCAUAUAUGAUUUUUGACCACAGAAAUCUUGUUAACAUUAAGUGUAAUAAUGAGACAGCCACAUGGUCAGUGUUUUUAUCUUUUUUUUUCAACAUUUAGACUUUGUUUCAUUCAGGUUUUUAAAUAAUAUCACUAUUGUAAAAAAUAUUUGAUUCUAAUGUAUCACUGUACAAAAGUAUUCAAUUUUAUAACAUGUUUUUUUCCUUAAAAAUACUGGGAAAUGUACGAUUCACAUUUUUCAUUAGUUUGAUACUUUUUUUCAUGCAUAAACAAAAUAUUAGAUGACUCAAGAAUGGAAUGUUCCAGUUGCAUGCUUUUGUUGCUCAGAUGGUCAUUAACACUACAGGCUAACCCUAAUUUGUGCACCAAGUGCAAACAGUUAAUCCUAAUGAUUAACUUGGCAUUACUUUAAUUUCUAACUUGAUUUUGAUUGUACAAGUAAAUAUAAGUUAGCCAAUUUUGAAAACAAAAACAAUGAGGGGUUUCUUGUAGUUGUUGAUUUGCUGAGUUAUAAGUCUAGUUUACCAUUAGAAAGCCAUUUUUCUUUAAAAAUCAAAAAUUUGAACUAAUGAAGUGAGAAUUUCCGUAGCUAGCUUCUUUAAUUUUUUAACAAAAAAAUUGAAAAAAAAAAAGCAAAAGAAUUUUAAAUUUAAUUUUAAGUUAAUUUUAAAAUCUAAAAGUUGAAAAUUAAGACUUGCUUAGAUGCAUUAAAAAACUAGUCAUAGAUAACUUGUUGCUGAUGAUUAUCCCUAGAUUGUUGUUACCAAACUCCAUAUACAUAGCAGCACUGUUAACACAGCUAUGUAGAACAUGUGACAUUGAGCACCCUGCUUGUUUGAACCCUGCUUCUCAUCUGUUCUUCUCUGUGCAAUUGCUUGUUCACUCGGGCAAGAGUCACAGCAAAUGUAUAUUGGUUCUAUACUCUGGCUUCUGUUUACUCAGUUGUGACUUGUAUUUUUAUAGUUUUUUUUUUUUAGUUUGAAAUAUUUCAAAGCAUUGCAAAUUAUUUAAAUAACUUCAGAUAUACAGUAUCUUGUAACAUGGUACAUUCAUAAAGAGCCCGUAAUUUUCAGUAUUUAGAUCUAUUUUUUUAUUUUAUCCCUUGCUUUUUUUCCUGGUGAGGGUGUUGCUUUGCAAACACAAGUAUAUGUACCAUUUUUGGUGGCCUUAAUUCAGUACUUGUAUUUCUCGUAAUCUAGCCUCAUAUGUGGCACAACUUAAAACUGAUAGAACUGGGUUAUAUAGCAACUCUUGAAUAGCUUUCACAUAAAAGAAAAAUAUAGUUUCUCAUUUUUUAAGUUGAACUGUGAUUGUUGUGUUGUUCAACCAAGUGUAACAUAUUGUAUUUAUUAAAAAAAAAACAA
This is a messenger RNA of Physella acuta, 4518 nucleotides long. RefSeq names its product E3 ubiquitin-protein ligase SIAH1A. Gene Ontology annotation, molecular function: ubiquitin conjugating enzyme binding; zinc ion binding; ubiquitin protein ligase activity. Lineage: Eukaryota; Metazoa; Mollusca; Gastropoda; Physidae. Gene Ontology annotation, cellular component: cytoplasm. The record is from RefSeq and is a predicted model, not a curated record. Gene Ontology annotation, biological process: proteasome-mediated ubiquitin-dependent protein catabolic process; multicellular organism development.